Camellia sinensis is the source of this 2963-nucleotide messenger RNA. Its product is annotated as G1/S-specific cyclin-E protein. The record is from RefSeq and is a predicted model, not a curated record. Lineage: Eukaryota; Viridiplantae; Streptophyta; Magnoliopsida; Ericales; Theaceae.
UACAUAUAUAUAUAUAUAUAUAUAUAGAGAGAGAGAGAGAGAGAGAAACUUUAGUUUUUGCCUUUAUACCUGACUUGCAUCAAUUAUCUGUUGUUGGUUGUUAAUUGCUCAGAGUCUCUGUUCUGGGAGGGGGUGCUUCUGUGGCUUCGUCAUUUCGAUGCGCGUGUCUCGUGUUGUUGUCCGUUGAUCUCUUUCUCUCUCUAGGCGGCGCCACCAAUCUCCGCCGUCAACGUGUCCCUCCUUCUGUUAUGAAGUUCGCCGGUGUUUCUUUCCUCCUCUUCUCUUCUUCAUCUUCAUCUUCAUCUUCGUAUUUGUAUUCAUGGAAUUCUCUUUUUCUUCUACCAGUGGUUUGUGGUGGUUUGAAUUUGAAGUUGGGCUUUAAUUUCAAUGGCGGAAGUCAACCAUCGCCGAUAUCUAUUUCCUUUAACCAGCUUGCAAAUUGGGGACUUGCAGUCUUAUCUUUCACAUCUUAGCCUUUUUCUAGCCCCUGAAAGUAAGAAGUUCUAUAUCUUGGUGGACAACAGACCAUGGCUCAAGGACCUUGGUCCACGGUCUGCACACUUGUGGCAAUUGAUGGUCACUAAGUCUAGGUUAUCCCCAUUUGCAAACACUAAAGCACGGAAAGAGAGAAAGGAAAAAGGGGAGUCGCUUGAUUUGAAGGCUAAUCCCAAAUCUACAACAAGUAAAUCAAAAAAGUUCAGAAGAUGGUUCUCAGUGAUUGAUGCUGCAACAUUAUCUCGGAAAAGGGCUUUGUUACCUGUAAAGAAGUUGAGGAAUUCUUUAACUUUCAAUGGCAAGUUGCAUAGGACCUUAUAUGGUUUUAUUGUUUUUGAAGUUGCAUGGUCUGAUGUUCGUGGCAUUAAUUAUUUGAAUGAACUUCAGACUGAUACAUCCCUGGCUAUAGAGGCUAUAUUCAUGAAAAGAUGGGAAUUUGAUAGUAUAGAACAAGCUGCAAAAUGCAUAUCUUCAUGGUUUUCAGGAACACACCAUGAACAACUUCUCUUGAAAGGAUAUUUGGAAUCUGCCAUAGGAGAUGUGUUCUAUGAUGCUCAGGAAAAUUUUCCAAAAGCCAGCAGUUUCGAUGAAAAUAUCUGCAAUGAUGAUGUGUGUGCUGGGGAUCAAUCUCCUUGCUAUCUUGAUAGCAGAUUUUAUUUGUAUUCUGCAAACAUGGAAAAUGGAUCAAGCACACCACACACACCGCACACACCACCUCCUCCUGACGGGCCUUAUAAGAGAAGAAAAGUUAUGAAGUCCACUAGUUCUGGAUUUGAUGUCGAUAUAUAUCCUGAAGAAACACAUGGUGAGACUGUUGAUUCACCAUUGCAUUCUCAGAACUCUUAUGUGAGUGAUUGUGAAGAUGCGGUUGAAGCUACCCAGUACAAGGAUGCUUUGAUACUGUUUCGGUUUGAUGAUCGUGACCUCCCAUUUACAUUGAAGGAAAUAAUUAUGUCUGAUUUGAGGAUACUUACUUUAUUGGAAUCUGGUCUUCCAUCGUGGGUUAUUUUCCUUCAAUCAUACCCAGUUUUUUGCCAUAUUUAUCGUCCAUGGAUGUGCCCACUGGCAAGAACUUUGUAUGUGCUGAUUUCUUUUGUAACUGUACUUAUUGGAUUUUAUGAUUUAUACAAAAAUGUCCCAGUCCUCAAGGCUACUGCAUCUCGCUUGUGUGGUCCUCUUCUUGAUUGGAUAGAAACUUGGGAGAUGGUAUCGAGGAUCAAGUACUUGGGGACAAUGUUAUUUCUACACAACUUCGAGAAGGCUGUUAAGUGGUUCCUGAUGUUCACACGCACCUUCCGGUCCUUUAUUUCAAUGCUCACACAGCCAAUGGCAGGACCACUUGUGGAGUGCUUGGAUUUUGCCCUUCCUUUUUGGAGUAUGUGUAUAGAAAUAGUGGAGAGCCUCUGUUCAGCCAUUUGGUUUGUGUUGGAUUCUUCAUUCAGUCUGGUAGAGAACAUUGUUGAGAUUGUAUUGUUGCCAGUGUGGUUCAUCCUAUCAUCUACUUGGACCGUUGCAAUGUCCAUAAUAUACCCUGUAUUCUGGAUCCUCAGUGAGAUACUCUUUGCUCCUGUUCGUGUGGUUGUUGCAGUGGCCAGUUUCUUGACCUUCAUCUUUACUUGCACACAUGAUUUUCUUCGAGACAUAUGGCAUUUUAUAAGUAGCGUAGUCAAGUUAGCUUCAAAUGCAGAGGCGACAGUGAGCUCGUAUGAGGUUUCUGUGUGGCGUUCACUUUGGAGUGACCUUUUCUCCCAGAUUUUUCGUGCUGUACGGAGUAUUUUAAAUGGUUUUGUUGCCUUCUUCACAGCUUGCAAUAGACACCGCCUUAGCAUUUAUAAUCAUUCCCAAGAGAUUAUCCGAAGGCUGUCUCGCCCAACCCAGGUAUUAAGACCUGCAGAUUCUAGUCAUAGAGGAACACGUGGAACCCAAAAUUUGUCAGAGACAGGUCCACAAGAAUUGAAGCCCGAUAAAAAGCGGAACUGACACCUGCACGGUGCAAACAAACCUAUUUCCAGUGGCAAAUACAUUCCCUUUGGCAUAAGAGAAAACUAAACGUGACCAAUACCAAUACAGUAGCAUGACCCAGAAUCUGACUUGUAGAUUGUACAGUGAUAUACAGAAGCAACUCUAGGUAGAGCACCGAAUUAACCCCCAAUUAGGAAGAGCUUUGUAUAUGUCUCCUAUUCGACUUGUGUUAGUUUGGCUGCAGAAAAUUUCUCUCCCGAACGCCUCCUUCCUUUCCAGAUGUUCCAUCUAGCAUUGGUUUUGUUGUAUUUAGUUAAUUGUCUUGUGUUGUUCUUUAAUAUGUGUUUUUUUAUAAUUAUUUUUAAGUUCAAAUUUUCUUUCAUACAGAGAGCAUAUGUACAUUUAGCCAGCUCAUGUAUAAAUUUUUUGAAUACUCAUAAAUCUGUUUGUUUGUGGCAAUUGUUGAAAACUAGUUGAGGUUAUACUUAUGCUGUUUGGAUUUUGGA